AGACGCCUGCGCGUGCGCGUGCUGCGCUCUUCUAGUACGCGCAGCUUCGCACUUUGCGAGAACUUUGACGAGACGUUUUGGUUCUAGCUCAUCGUUUGCACUGGACACUCCUCCUUCGGAACUCGCGGAAUGUAUGGAGUAUGGCGGGAAGCUCUCGGUGUGCUUGACACGAGACAGUGCAUGCAGAGAUCAUAGGAGGUAGGUGAUCGGAGAGCUGCUUCCACCGACACACAGUGAAAAAUGAUGCUGCAACAUUCGAGCGAUUACCUACUCACUCACUAUGCGGUAUCGGCAUCGAGCACGUUACCGGAGCUGGCGGCAGUACAAUACGCCAUAGUAGACCUGUGAUGUUGUCAAGCAACGACCAGCUGAUGGACAGCGCAAGCGCCGGUCAAGGAACAUCCAUCAAUACACUCGUCUAUCGCAAAGCUACGAGGUAGAGUGUGACCGGCGGGUCAAGAAGGGCAUCAUGUCAGCCAAUGGCUUCAUGAAAAGGCCAGCACCCCGUCUUUCACCAACAAGGUCGAAGCAUCCAGCAGUCCAUACAGAUUCGAGAGACAAACAUGAUUGAGUCCCUGAGCCAGAGGGGAAUGCUAAACCUUGCGUGCCGGAGGCCGUCGAACUACGGAAACCUUCAGGGUUAGCUGUAGACUAUCCUGAGCUCUAUCCCAGUCAGUGGAGACUUGCGCUUAGAAAGGGUCGCGACCGCAAUCGGACUACAUAAGACGGAACAGGACGAUGGAAGGGAACAAUCAUCCUCCUCCAACUAAGCAGGAAAACAAAAAGUAGUCCGGACACCACACCGCCAUGGCGACGAACGGCCAUACACCAGACUUCCGCGAGUGCGACGAGUUUUUUGACUUGCGAACCGUCGAACAUGAGGCUUCUCAUGUCGUACCCUAUAUCAAGCCCAACUCGAGAAUCAUCGACGUCGGCUGCGGAAUCGGUGGCAUCACGUUGGACUUUGCUCGCCGCGUUCCCGAAGGAUAUGUUCUCGGUGUAGACUACAGUGCUGACUCCAUCCGCGUCGCCAAAGAACGAGCGAAAGCAGCAGGCCUCACCAACGUCGAAUUCGUGCACGGCGAUGCCACCAAUCUGGAUGCUUCGAUCCCCUCGGACUCCUUCGACAUCUCCCACUCGCAUCAAAUGCUCCUCCAUCUGCCCGGAGACGAUCCCGUCAAAGCGUUAAAGUCCAUCCGCCGCGUCGUCAAACCCGGAGGCGUCUUGACCACACGCGACAACCACGGCCGCUUCAUCUACCCAGCCACACCGACGCUCCAGCGCUGCCUCGACAUGUUCCCCGUCCUCUGCAGCGAACGCGGCGCCCAUCCCGAUGCGGGCCACGCCAACCACGUCUGGAUGCAUCAAGCGGGCUUCGAAUGGGAGAAGAUUAAAUUCGGAGAUGCGUGCAAGUACUUUGUCACGCCCAAGGAGAGACAAUUGUACGGCCAGACGUUCAAGUGGAGUUUCUGGAAGACGUUUGGCAAAGGUCCGGAGACGGAGGAGGAGGAGAAGUGGUUGCAGGAGUAUCAGCGUGAUUUGGAGGCGUGGGUGAAGAAACCGGAGGCGAGGGUGGGCUGGGUGGAUGGAUGGGUGGUGGCGACCAAGUAGAAACAACAAAAAAAAAGAAAACAAGUCUGAUGAUGGAGUUGUGGUAUACCAGGUACUUUUGCUUGUUUGGACGUACGCCCUAAUAAAUUAUGCGAGGAAUGAAUGAAUGAAUUGUUGAAGAUUACGAAGUUUGAAAAUGC
Molecule: messenger RNA, 1751 nt
Organism: Sphaerulina musiva SO2202
Lineage: Eukaryota; Fungi; Ascomycota; Dothideomycetes; Mycosphaerellales; Mycosphaerellaceae
Product: S-adenosyl-L-methionine-dependent methyltransferase
Exons: 2
Coding region: 808-1611 (267 amino acids)
Molecular function (GO): methyltransferase activity
Source: RefSeq, a predicted model, not a curated record